Molecule: messenger RNA, 1795 nt
Organism: Culicoides brevitarsis
Lineage: Eukaryota; Metazoa; Arthropoda; Insecta; Diptera; Ceratopogonidae
Gene: Kap-alpha1
Product: importin subunit alpha-7
Exons: 2
Coding region: 80-1645 (521 amino acids)
Biological process (GO): NLS-bearing protein import into nucleus
Cellular component (GO): cytoplasm; nucleus; nucleoplasm
Molecular function (GO): protein binding; nuclear import signal receptor activity
Source: RefSeq, a predicted model, not a curated record
GUGAAAACAAACACGGGAAAAUUUUUCACAAUAAAAAAUCAAAAAAAGAUCGCAAUAGUCGCGUGGAAACCGAAGCAAAAUGUCAAAUUCCGCACACAAGCAACGCUACAAAAAUGCUGGUCUCGAUUCGCAAGAGAUGCGACGCCGGCGCGAGGAGGAGGGCAUCCAACUGCGAAAGCAAAAACGUGAACAACAACUAAUCAAACGGAGGAACGUCAAUGUCGCGCAGGAAGACGAGCCCGAUUCGACAAUUGGCGAUGCCGAAGGUCACUCGAACCAGCCGCUCAUCCAUGCGGAUACGGUGCGCUCGUUGUACAGCGACAAUGUCGAGGAGCAACUCAUUGCCACGCAAAAGUUUCGAAAAAUGUUGUCGCGUGAACCGAAUCCCCCGAUUGACGAAGUCAUCCAGACCGGAAUUGUGCCACGAUUUGUCGAAUUUUUGCGGAACACGGAGAACGCGACGCUGCAAUUCGAGGCGGCAUGGGCUCUGACAAAUAUCGCGUCGGGUACGUCGUUGCAAACGAAAAUGGUGAUCGAGUCGGGAGCCGUUCCGGAGUUUAUUAAUUUGCUCGGGAGCCCGAAUAAGGAUGUGCAGGAGCAGGCGGUUUGGGCUUUGGGCAACAUUGCCGGCGACUCGCCCAUGUAUCGUGACUUUUUGCUAAAUGCGGGCGUCUUGAUGCCUUUGCUGCAAAUUCUCACUGACAAUACUCGUCUCAAUAUGACGCGAAAUGCCGUUUGGGCCUUGUCGAAUUUGUGUCGUGGCAAGAAUCCGCCGCCCGAAUUUGCCAAAGUCUCCAUCGGGUUGCCCGUGCUUGCGCGUCUCAUUUUCCAUCAGGAUCACGAAGUUCUCAGUGACGCAUGCUGGGCCCUUAGUUACUUAUCCGAUGGGCCAAAUGCGAAAAUUCAGGCGGUGAUCGAUGCCGGGGUUUGUCGUCGACUCGUCGAACUGCUGAUGCACAACCAUCAGAAUGUCGUGUCGGCUGCGCUGCGUGCCGUUGGAAAUAUCGUGACGGGUGACGAUCCACAGACACAAUUGAUCCUUAAUUGCAACGCGUUGCCCUGCAUUUUGCACUUGUUGGGCUCACAGAAGGAAACGAUCCGGAAAGAGGCGUGUUGGACUGUCUCGAAUAUCGCGGCGGGCAAUCGUGACCAAAUCCAGGCCAUUAUCGAGGCGAAUAUCUUCCCCGUUUUGAUCGACAUCUUGCAAAAGGCCGAAUUCAAGACACGCAAGGAAGCUGCUUGGGCUAUCACGAACGCCACGAGUGGAGGCACAGCUGAACAAAUCAAAUAUCUUGUUCAAAUUGGUUGCAUACCCCCAAUGUGCGAUUUGUUGACGGUACAAGACUCGAACAUCGUGCAAGUGGCAUUGAAUGGCUUGGAAAAUAUCCUCAAAACCGGAAAUCAUCACAAAAUUAAGCCAAAUCCGUAUGCGGUGCUGGUCGAAGAGUGUUACGGCUUGGAUAAAAUUGAAUUUUUGCAAUCACACGAAAAAAUGGAAAUCUACGAGAAGGCUUUUCACAUCAUACAGACAUACUUUGGCAAUGACGAGGAAGAAGAUGCCGCAGUGGCACCCCAAACUGAGAACAAUCAGUUUCAAUUCAAUACGGAUCAACAAGUUCCCAUGGACGGCGGAUUUCAAUUCUAAAGCAACAACCCGAUGCGAUGAGAAAAGAGUGAUUUUCAUAUUUAUUUACAUUUGUUUUCCGCGACUCUACCUAUUUUUAUUAUCUUUAAAACGAGAAAAUUUUACUUAAACCAAGGAGAAAAGUAAAAACAAAAAAAAAAUGAAACAAAA